AUGACUGCAACCGCUACUUCAUCAUUUUCCGGAUUACAAAGGAAUUUUAAGGGGUUUAUAAGGGUCCUGAAUUAUGCUGCUUGUGAAUGGAUUCUCAUCUUUCUUCUUUUUGUUGAUGCUGCCUUUUCUUACAUGCUCACCAGUUUUGCACGACACUGUGAGCUGCAAAUUCCUUGCAUUAUAUGCUCGCGGCUCGAUCAUGUUUUCGGGAAGGUAAUAAAAGAUGGAUAUUAUCGGACUCUGUUUUGCCGCAACCAUAGAUCGGAGCUUUCAUUCUUGCUUUCCUGCAACAUCCAUGACAAGCUUGUCGAUGGUCGCGGUAUGUGUGACGAUUGUCUCUCGUCAAGCGUUGAGGGACUCGAAUCCAACUCCGAUAUGCAGAGACUCUUUGCAGGAAAAUUGGGGUAUGAUGGGAAUUGCGGUUCCAGAAGCUCGGUUCUCAAUCUAGGCAUAAGGUUGUGCCCAUGCUGCGGUAAACCUUGGGUUUCAAGACCAGGUUCCCAUGGAAUGGCUGAUGCGAAUCGAAACAUCCCUUUUCCUUGUACCUCAAGUCCUAAUGACUUGAAGAAGAUGAGCGAUAAGUGUUGUGUAUCAGCAGCUUCUCAUGUAGGAGACACUGAGCUGAAGAUCACUUCUGAAUCGAAAUCCGGGUUUCGGUCAGCUAAUAAUCACAAUGGCAACAGCAAAGUUUGUGAUAUAAAUGAGACUAAAAACAGCUCAAUCGAUAAUAAAGAGAAAGUAAGAGAUGAGAAGGCUAGUUUCAAUGGACUUCCUGAGCUUAUUUCACUUGAUGGUUCUCCUUCUUCAUCUGGCCUUAUGGAAGUUCCAAGCUUCAAUGCUUCAUUACUGCCUCAUCUUGUUUCUCUGGUUGAUACUUCGAAUUCGGUUAAUGCUAAGGUUGUUCAUCUUGAACAAUUUUCAGACAAUUGUGCUUCUGCAUCAAGUAAAAUUGAAGAUAUUUCUGUCAAUAACAACAAUAAAAUCAUGAAGGUGAUGAACACGUCAACCAGAGCCCGUUUCGAAAUUGGUCAAGUUGUUAAUGAUACAUCAAGGUUAAAUUCAACUGAUAGAGACCGAACUGCGGCCGAGUUUGUUACCAAAUAUAUGCCAGCUUACAGUGAUGGUGCUAGUGGAGAUCUUAAGUCAUCACCAGCAACUAAAAUUGAACAUAUUUCUCUCAACAGGAACGGUGAAAUCUCAAAGCUGAUAAGCAACGAAACUCGAACCGGUCUCGAAACUGGUCGAGUUGUAGAUGACACUACCAUAGUAAGAUCAACUGAUGGAGAUCCGAAUGCAGUCCAAAUGCUGCCUGUCAGUGGUGAAGGGAAAAGUGCAUCAGAACUUGAUGCUAAUGUAGUUCAUGAAGAUCUUAAGUCAUUACCAGCACAGAAUUCUUCUGGAGAAGGGAAUCCAUUAUCGUUGAACUAUUUAAGUCCCGAGUUACAAGAUCGUGCAGUUGAAUUGCUGAGAACCGAUUCCAUUUCUGUUGAGGUUCGCAAUCUUCAGAACCUAUUCAUCGAGGCAAUAAGUGAAUCCCCUGGCCUUGAACCUUUCGACGAAAGCAGAGUCAUCGAAGGUGAAAGUCAAGCUGAUAGGCUAAAUCGACAAGUCGAGGAUGCCAGGGAGUACAUAGAUGCAUUAUCUAAGGAAUUAGAUGAAGAAAGAAAUGCUUCUGCAAUUGCUGCAAAUCAGGCAAUGGCCAUGAUCACAAGGUUACAAGAAGAGAAAGCAGCUCUCCGCAUGGAGGCCCUGCAGUACCUGAGGAUGAUGGAACAACAAGCCGAAUACGACAACGAUGCCUUGGAAAGAGCUAACGAUCUUCUUACAGAUAAGGAGAAAGAAUUAGAGAUUGAACUUAAUACCAUAGAACCAGAAUUCCCCGAGGCUUGUGUAGUUGACGAUCAACCUGUAGUCAUAACCGCAUGGUCGGAGAUCGAAGACGAGAAGUCAUUCAUCUCUCAUUUGUUGCAAAAGUUGGAGAAGAAACUUAACAGGCUUGCUCAGUAUGGGGCUCCUCCACAAGAAAAUUCCAAUAGUGAACACUCCGACGAUGAAAAGGAUCAUAAACGAAAGCAGAAAGUUUUGUCGAUGGCUAAUCGAACCGGUCCUUCUCAAGAGAGUUCAAGUACUUCAGCAAGCAAAGAUGAAGUGGUCAGCAAGGAAAAUGGUGAUACGGUUUCAAAUGGGGAGGAUGAUGGAGAAGAUUGUAUAGAAAAUGGGUUGGAAGCUCUUGAAAAUGAAAUUUUAGAGCUCAAUGAGAGGUUGGAAGCACUAGAGGCAGACUGUAGUUUUCUUCAGCGUUCACUAAAUUAUAUUAAGAACGGAAAAGAGGGGCUGGUUUUAAUUCAAGAGAUACUUCAACUAUUACGAGAAGUAAAGGAAAUCGGGUUGAAGACCCUGAACUCGUCUGUUUUAUGA
This is a messenger RNA of Hibiscus syriacus, 2418 nucleotides long. Its product is annotated as probable myosin-binding protein 4. Lineage: Eukaryota; Viridiplantae; Streptophyta; Magnoliopsida; Malvales; Malvaceae. Gene Ontology annotation, molecular function: myosin binding. The transcript has 4 exons. The coding region runs from base 1 to 2418 and encodes 805 amino acids. The record is from RefSeq and is a predicted model, not a curated record.